GAUCUGAGCUGCAUUAUCAUACUUGCAAUACAAUCACCCCUCGCCCCCUACUACCAUCGCUACAACUACUACCGUACCUCGCGCCUAACAUCUGUUUGCUGAACGGGAUAUCGCUGUGCUCAUCUUCCCUUACCUACCCACACACUAUGAGCGGGUUCCAAGAUGUGCGCGAUGUGAUGGAGCUCGCUGCACCUACUGACGCCACAGCAAGGGUUCCUGUUGCGAAGAAGCAGAAGACGGUGGAGCGGCGGCCGGGUAUGCUCUCGCACGCAUUACCUUUCAAGUAGCAUGGUUAAAUAAAUACUGAUAAAAUUACUACAUAGAUGGGAUUACUAGGGAGUUGUUCGCUCUCCUCGGCGAAAACCCCCCGCCAGUAGCGAUUGUCGAGAGCAAGUUCAAGGAGAAACCUCGGUGGAUGGGAAAAGUCAAUCCUUGGUAUAUACCCUUUUUCUCCCCCAUCGUGCAUCAUUCACCCACCCGCCCUACUAUAUGGAUGCUAACACAAGAGCAACACAGGGUUUGGAAGUCCUUCGAAAACCCCUCUAGAUCCGAUGGGUUGGUCCUCCACCACUGGGAACGCAAGACCGAACACCCCCAAGACCUCGAAUACCAGUUCGCCAAAUUCAACGUCAGGGUCGACGUACCCGUGUACACAGACGGCGAGUAUGAAGUCCUCAAAGACCCGGAUUGGACACGGAAGGAGACGGACUACCUCUUCGACCUGUGUCGCGAAUAUGACCUACGCUUCGUCAUCGUCUGGGACCGAUACGAGUUCGCCGGUGGAAGGCCCCGCACAGUGGAGGACAUCAAGGCACGUUAUUACUCUGUCUGUCGUAGCCUAAUGGAACUUCGGACGCCGCUGAACCAGAUGACACCAGAGGAGACGCAGGUUUUCAAUCUGCUGAAUUUUGAUAAAGAGCGAGAGACAGCGAGGAAGAAUAUGGCGGAAGUGCUGUUCGCCCGGGCCCCGGAUCAGGUGAAGGAGGAGGAGAUGUUACUCGUCGAGUUGGCAAGGAUAACAAAGGGCCAGGCAAAGAAUCUGGAAGAGCGCAAGGAGCUCUUCAACAGAUUGGAAGUUCCAGCAUCUCAAGGCUCCAUCGCAGCGUACACUGGCAGCCAGGGGCUCGCCCACCUCCGAGAAAUGAUGGUAAAUAGCACCGACAAGAACAAAAAACGGAAGUCAAUAGCCUUGGCCAGCAACAACGCUAGCAACGCCGAUGGCCCGCAACAAAGUCCCGCCUUAGCAACCUCCGCGGAAAGGUUUGGUCCAAGCGGGGGCGGCAGCGGUCCCUCACAGAAGGAUACACUGCAGCCAAAGAAGCAAGUCCGCAAACUCACCCCGGAGGAGGAAUUAGGGUUCGGCGUCACCUACCAUGAUAAGCUCACCCCGGGUGUUAAGUUCCGCUCCGCCAUGGUGGCAGCCACGGUCAAGGGCGGGACCGCGCAGAAAGUGCAGGCGGCGCUGGCCCAGUUGGAGAUUUCACCCAGGCUGGCAAUGCCCACAGCCCGCACUGUACAGAUGUUUGAGCAGUUACAGGCUAGUGUUGGUGCCCUGCUUGAUGCUAGGAAGGCGAAUGAUAAGAUCGAUAAUGAACAGAGGGUUCUGAAGGCGCAGAUUGAGACUGCGAACGAGGAUUCUUGA
Messenger RNA from Tuber aestivum (summer truffle), 1642 nucleotides. Lineage: Eukaryota; Fungi; Ascomycota; Pezizomycetes; Pezizales; Tuberaceae. The record is from the annotation of a GenBank genome assembly.